This is a messenger RNA of Ectocarpus sp. CCAP 1310/34, 2414 nucleotides long. The record is from the annotation of a GenBank genome assembly. Lineage: Eukaryota; Phaeophyceae; Ectocarpales; Ectocarpaceae.
AUGAGAGGACACUGCGAAGGUGUACCGAUUCAGACUUUACCCUCAACUGGGAACCUCUUGUGGCCAGGAUGGGUAAUUCGAUGGAAGUGUCACAAGGUUCUUUGUAGGAUCGACUCCAAGAGAUGUUCUCAGGACUGACACACAUACAUUGUGUCCUUGGGAAAAUAUCCAAGUCAGGAGCGAAAGUGUGCACCCAAGGAGAUUCGAACCAGUAUCCCGCUGACGCCAUGUGCGAAGGUGUACCGAUUCAGGACACCCAAGGCGCUGGAAACCACACAAGCGGUGUCGGAGUCUUUAAAAACCUCGUAUUCAGUACGCAGUUGCGACUUCAGAAAAGCGGGACCCCACCUGACCAUGGAGAGCCUUGUGAAGAGGUGAAUCGGGGCUUCUCAGGUGGCUUGGUGUGCUGUGCCCGAUCCAACGUGAUGCUCUCAAGAGAAUCGCAGAAAUCGCAGGUAAAAGGCCUCCAUAUUCGCAGGUUUGAAGACGCAAUAUGUUGAUCAACGUGUCUCCUGAAUUUCUUGCGAAUUCCUCACGUCGUUGUUGCAAACUUUCAGAGGACUCGGGUAGUCAUCGUCUGCCUCGCCAACGCCGAAAAAAACACCACACCGCACAGGCGAGGUCGCCAACGCGUCAUCCAAAAAACCUUGUGAGCCUCCAUAACCGAGCGAAUGACUGAUGACCAAGCCAUGUGUACCAACCGCAGGGAAAAUUGCUUCUAUCUCGUGCUCAACCACGAUUAUCAACAGGUCCAAGUGCACGGGAACCCAGAGACGUUACCGGGCUAGCGAAUACACAUCCAUCCACCUCUGUGUCCACCCCAGAACAUUUGGGAUUCCCUUUGACAAUCUUAGGUAUUUUGGUACACACCUCGAACGAAAAUAUCGCAGUCUCUGCCAUCGAGGCCGUGCGCUCAAAGCAAACGCUGUGAGGAUUCCCUGCGACAACUUUUGGGUAUUGUGGUACACACCCCCAACGAAAAUAUCGCAGCUGCUGCCGUCGAGGCUGUACACCCUGACGAAACGCUGUGCUACGUGACCUGCAUCACCUGUGGAUGCUACACAACGAAUCUCCUCCAAGUCUCGAUUGCCCCCCUGCGAUAUCACCUGUGAUGUCACUCACCUCGUCGAGACACGAUGGUACCGACAACAUUAUUAUUCUUUUUUUUGUCUCCCAUCAUUGAACUCUGUCGUCUGCCCCUCUGGCCCCUAUCCUCCACUUCUACCAGCUAGUCGACCCAACGGGGUCACAUAGGAGUGGGGGAUUGGACCCCCUUCUGCGGUUCCUGCCUGAAAUAUUUUUAUCGCGAGAAGGGUACAGCAGCAGUCCCUUCCCUGACGACUUGUGAAGUCGAUCAAGUUUAAGAACAACGAGCUUUGCAGCGCGUCGCUUCCAACGGAGACCAGGAAUUGAUCAGCGAGAAAAAAUUCACUCUGUCGGGACUCGAACCCAUGACCUGGCCCUUUACCAGACUGCAAGGCUACCCACUAGACCACCGGGGCGACCGGUGAUAGUACCAGCAUUGUGCCCAACUGAAUCCUGACCUAAUGCUCCGCCCCUCCUCGAGAACUACAACCUUCAACGGAUUGGCGCAGUUCGCACCACACUCUCGCCUCGUGUCCCGUUACUGCGGUCUCCUCUGCAUCAGAGUGUCAUCUCAAGGAUGACGAAAGAUUCUGUACGGUCAUCGAAUGUGACAAAUCUCCGGCGAAGGGACAACAUCUACCGACCAGCUUCAACACAUGCGACGAAUUCCUUCUCUAUUUGGUGCUCGCCGCUUCUUUAUCGACUCGCGCAUGUUCCGCACCUCGCCGGGAAUCUGAUUGUGGACAAGCUUCCUCGAGGAACGUCGAAGUCCUGGAUAAGUGUGACAAGAGGUGUCGAAAAGCUGACGAAUACUGACCCCCCUGCAUCGCAUCACACGUCUCUACGGGGUAUUUCGAACGAUAAGUCUGAGCAAUGUGCGCACUCUCCCACUUCAGCUGCCUCACAUAUUACUCACCCACCAAAACAACCCUGCCUGAAAAAUUCCGGUGCUCCUUCGCGACAAACAUCCGAGCUCAACGCACACCAUGAUGACGUUGCUUCAUUCCUGCGAACACCCUUCCUGGAUACCUCAGCUCCGCUCGUCCCUUCGAACUCCUAGUAGGGUCCCGUCAGGCCUUUCGAUCCCUUGACCAGUCGGAAAAAAAAAGCACCUUUCUCGAGUUAUUGCGACGCCUUUGCCCCUGAUCCAGACAACUUUACGCCGGGCCGGUGGUUGUGAAGGCCGUCGCCGGGGUUUUUAAACUCUCCGAAAAGACAGCCCAUGAGCAUCACUUCGCCGUUGGAGUAUUUCUCUUCAACUGUGUGACCUGGCGUUUUUGACGGCGUACAACUCCACUCACUCCUACGCGAGCUGUGAUUGACAAUCA